CCGCAACCGAGCACGGUUUAUUUCAAGUACUUCUGCCUUCACUCUGCUAGUUAGCUAGCUGCUGCAACUGUGACAAACGAGUUGUGGAGCACAACUGUUAAGGGCAGACAGCUGCGGAAAUGAAAGGUGCGUUCCCCGGCCAUAAGUAGCAGUGAUGGAUGGAGAAACACAAAGGGCAGCUGUGUCGUGGGAAAAUGGUACUCUGGCCCCCUUUGACCGCCUUCGCAACCAGAGGGCAGACAGCCCCACGCCGGGUCUGGUGGAGGGAACCGAGCCAGGUGCCGGACAGGAGAGCGCCAUGUUCGUCCAUACUCAGUCCUUUGAGGACCUGACUGCUGACACUGAGGAAGAGAGCCUGAGUGCAGCUGAGCUGGACGAGCCCGACGGCCAGUGCGCAGAGGAGCUCCAGGUGCUGGUUGGGGACAAAGCCGUAGACGAGCAGCACUCGGAGAGUAGGCCCAAGGAGGAGGACGUGACUAGCGAGGCGUGGCGGAGUCACAGAAAACACGUGUUCGUGUUGAGCGAAGCGGGAAAGCCGAUCUACACCCGCUACGGCACGGAGGAAGCUCUGUCGAGCACCAUGGGCGUGAUGAUGGCCCUCGUUUCCUUCGUGGAGGCUGAGAAAAACAUCAUCCGCUCCAUCCACGCAGAUGGGUGCAAAGUGGUUUUCCUCACCAAGAGUCCUCUGGUCCUGGUGGGCGUGUCCCGGACCUGUCAGUCGGACAAGGAGCUGCUGCGGGAGCUGCAGUACAUCUACUACCAGAUCGUGAGCCUGCUCACCCUCACCCAGCUCAACCACAUCUUCCAGCACAAGCAGAACUACGACCUGCGCCGCCUGCUGGCCGGCUCCGAGUAUCUCACAGACAACCUGCUGCACCGGCUGGACCGAGACCCCGGCCUGCUGCUCAGCGCCGUCACCUGCCUGCCGCUCGCCAGCUCCGCCCGGGACGUGGUCUCGUCGAGCCUGCAGGCCGCCAAGUCCAAAAGCCUGGUCUUCUCCAUCCUGCUGGCCGGCGACCGCCUGGUCACCCUGGUCCGAAAGAAGGACCAGUUCCUGCACCACAUAGACUUGCACCUCGUGUUCAACCUCGUCGGCUCGUCCUCGUCCUUCAGGGAGGGCGAGGGCUGGACGCCCAUCUGCCUGCCAAAGUUCAACACCGCGGGAUUUUUCCACGCCCACAUUUCUUACCUGGAGCCCGCGUCCGAGCUCUGCCUCAUCCUGGUCUCCACCGACCGAGAGGACUUUUUUAACAUGUCUGACUGCAAGAAGCGCUUCCUGGAGAGGCUGAGUAAGCGCAGCGCCUACCAGGCCCUGAAGGAGGCGCUCAAGGGUCCCAGCUACUCCGUAGCACAGGUCGCCAUCCCGGAGCUCAGGCACUUCCUGUACAAAUCAAAGAGCUCAGGGCUGUAUACCUGUCCGGAGUAUCCGCCGGUGUACCAGUCUGAUGAGGAGCAGGAAAGACUGAUGGGCUUGUACCAAGACCUCCACAGCUGCUUGCACCAUCCCACCAGACCCCUCCGCUUCCUUUACCGCUGCAGUGAAAGUGAAAACCUACUGGCAUGGGUGACCAGCGGCUUCGAGCUCUACCUCUGCUUCAGCCCGCUGGCGACCAAGGCCUUGGCGGUUUCUGCUGUCAGCAAGCUGCUGAAGUGGAUCAGGAAGGAGGAGGAUCGCCUCUUCAUCCUAAGCCAUCUCACCUACUGAGCCCUCGCUGCCGGCUGACCUGCAGGCGCAGGAGGCGGUGACCGGAUCACGGACUGGCCUGGUGCUAAGAGCAGCGGAGGAUGAGGCUGGAGUCCUGUCGAUGUUUAGUAACGAUGGUCAGCUAUGCAUUUCUUGCUUGUGGGAUCGCCUGAUGUAAUUCCCACAUAAAGUAGGCUGUGCAAUAUAAACUAAAGCAGUAUUUUAGCUGGCUGCAUUUUUUAAUUUAACUUUUAAUCAAACAGCAGAUGGAAGAAACGUCAGCACUGCUGGCAUUCUUUUAUAAAUUAUUUUUUUUUUUUUUACUGUAACAGAGCUAUUAAUGCAUCUCCUAAUUCGUCAAAUGCUGUAUCUCCUUUUUUAGUACGAUGAAAUCAUUUUGAAAAAUAUUAAGAGCCUAAUCAACUGUAAAUGUAAAGCUGCAGUAGAAUGCACUCUCUCUUCUUAUGAGACCUGCUGGCAAAACAUGGGCUCUCAUGACAUUCCUGUUGUGCUUUCAAGACCGUAUGGACCAUUGUCAUAUUACCUCUAUGCACUUUGAAUCACUCCAGAUGGAAGACCGUAGCCCGUUGACUGCUGUCAGUAAUUUGCGGUAUUACGUUCGUAAUGCCAGUGUAGAGAAAUCUGAAUGCAAGCCAAUGACUCCUCCAUCCUCAAUCCUCGAUUAACGUUUCCGUUUUGUUGUUUGUUUGACAUAAUGCACACAUUGAUUACGCAGUGUGUUUAAUGGCGAUGCUUUGAUGUGAUUAAAUCAUCCUGCUUUGCUUAACGGAGUCCAGCAUUGUGCCACCACUAAUCACGCCUUAACCAAUACGCCUUUACGUUGGCAGCACAAUUAUUCCAUCUAAAGAAAUAAAUGACUGACAAACAGA
Messenger RNA from Mugil cephalus (flathead mullet), 2574 nucleotides. It is a transcript of the gene mon1a, whose product is annotated as MON1 secretory trafficking family member A. The transcript is spliced from 6 exons. The record is from RefSeq and is a predicted model, not a curated record. The coding region runs from base 155 to 1705 and encodes 516 amino acids. Gene Ontology annotation, biological process: vesicle-mediated transport; protein targeting to vacuole. Lineage: Eukaryota; Metazoa; Chordata; Actinopteri; Mugiliformes; Mugilidae.